Molecule: messenger RNA, 1089 nt
Organism: Fonsecaea pedrosoi CBS 271.37
Lineage: Eukaryota; Fungi; Ascomycota; Eurotiomycetes; Chaetothyriales; Herpotrichiellaceae
Exons: 1
Coding region: 1-1089 (362 amino acids)
Source: RefSeq, a predicted model, not a curated record
AUGUUUUCUUACUGCCUAUUUCUCGUCUUGUUUUUGAGCAGAGCAUCGAUUUCAUCGCCACUGAAAUACCUUGACAAACGUGACCUGCCAGCUUUCGUCUGCCAAUAUGGUAAAUCUCUGUCUCUAUACUCUCUUCUGAAAUCUGGAGAGGAGCUGACAAAGUCUAUUCCAGCGCCGGUGGCAUACCUUGACUCCUCAGAGAUCUACUUCCCCAGCUCUAUCGCUGAUCAAGUAACGCACACACAUCCCGAAGAUGGCUCAGGAAACGACAUCGCUGGUGCUCCCACACCCCUGACUCUCGACAAUCUCAACAGUCUCAAUAACUUUGCCUCCUCCGGUACGGACGUUUACCUCACAUCCAAUGAAGGCAUCGAGGCUCUCCCGUCUUGGUUCCGAGGUGUCGAGCCUGAUGCCUCUGGCUCAACAGGCCCCUCUGUUGCGAGCCUCAUCGUCACCGUCUCCAAACCGAACAACAUCCUCGACGCAUUCUAUUUUUACUUCUAUGCCUACAACCAAGGAAACUGGGUUUUGGGCCUCCCCGCUCUCGAGUUUGGGGACCAUGUCGGUGAUUGGGAGCACACGAUGGUCCGCUUCGUCAACGGCGCGCCCACGGCCAUGUGGUUCAGCCAGCACAGUUCCGGGGAGGCCUUCACCUACUCCGCCGUGCAGAAGUACAACAACGGCGACCGACCGGUGGUGUACGUGGCGAACGGCACGCACGCCAACUACGCCACGCCGGGGACGCACGACCACACGAUCCCGGGCCUCAACCUCCCCGCGGGCCCGCUGGAGGACCACACCGACGCCGGCGUCUUCUGGGACCCCCUCGCGACCGCGUACGCCUACAGCUACGACACCGCGACCGGCGUCUUCGCCGCGUACAACGCCCGCGAUCCCACCGCCUACCUAGACUUUGCGGGCCAGUGGGGCGACAACCAGCUUCCCGACAGCACGCCGGGCCAGAUUGACAUCUUCGGCGAGCGCAAAUACGUCGCCGGUCCCACCGGGCCCAGGGACAAAGAUCUGGCCAGGUCGAACGUCUGUCCUGGCACCCAGAGCUGCUCGGUUUCGAGUAUUCUCCUCCCUUGA